CGAAACUUAAUUUAUUUAUUUUUUUUCUUUUAAAGUGUUAGUAGUUUCUUACAAAAGUAGUAAUAAGAGUUUCAUUCCAUGUCAAUAAUUUUUAAACGGAUAGUAAUAUUAAAGAUGAGAAUUCUACCAUUAAAUUAACGAUAAGGUUUUCUAUAAUAAAAUAAUAGAAGAUAAUAUUACAAAUAAAAAAUAGAUAUAAGUAAAUGUUACUGUAACUAUAUAUAUAAACGGUGUUUCUCAAUAUCUGCGAAUAACAUUAUUAUUAUUAAAACCAUAUUAUUUAUAAAAAAAAAUAUAUACAAUAAAUGAUGGAUAAUAAACACAACAAUUACGACCAACAUGAUUCUGAUAUCUACUUAAAUAGCUCAGUUCGACAAAACAGUUUAUACGAAUCAGACGUGGAUUUUAUUAUAAGCAAUAGCAAAAACAACAUUAGACAAAGUAAUAUAAAUUUAGAGCUCACCGAGAAUACGUCACUAUUAAAUCGAAAUAUGAGAGAAAAGUUUACAAAGCUAAAAAAUGCAUUUAGAAAUCGUAAUAUAAUUGUUGAUAUAUUAUCAAUAUUUUUUGGGAUAGCAGCUUGGAUUGGUAUUAAUUCAGUAUUUGUACAAUUACCAUUAUUAGUUGAAAAUGCACCCGAAAGUUGGAGUUUACCAUCAUAUGUUGUUGUUAUUGUACAAAUUGGUAAUAUUGGACCAAUCAUUUACACAUUAUUACAUAAAAUAUAUCCUCAAAAAAUACGUGAUGCUUACAUGAUAUAUAUUGUAUUAAUAAUUGGUACAAUAUCAGCAUUACUUACAUCAUUUCUCUAUAAUAAAACAAUGUAUAUCAAUGAUAAAGAAUAUAGUAUAGCAUUAUUUAUAUUGGUAUUCUUUUUGGCAUUAAAUGGUUGUACAAGUUCUGUUUUAUUUAUGCCAUAUAUGGGAAGAUUUCGUGCAAUAUAUCUAAUUACAUAUUUAAUUGGAGAAGGAAUGAGUGGCUUUUUACCAAGUAUUGUGGCAUUAAUUCAAGGUGUUGGUGGUAACACAAAAUGUAUAGAAGUGAAUACAACAAAUGGUACAACAAUAUAUGAAAAGUAUACCCCACCGCCAUUAUUUGGAACCUCGGAUUUCUUCAUUUUUGUAUUUUCAUUAAUGUUAUGUAGCAGUAUUGGUUUUACACUGCUUGAUAAUUUAAACAUUUGUAAAAGAGAAUAUGCUGCUGUUAAAAUCAAUCACGGAAAUCACUAUGAAUAUGAGAGCUCCGAUGUUUUAGAAGGAAAUGUUAUUGAAGAAACUAAGGCUAACGAUAAUGUAUCAAUAAAUUGCAAAAAAAACAUAACACCAAAAGAAUACAAAUUACUCUUAUUAUUAAUUGCUAUUGUAUGUAUGUUUGGUAAUGGUAUAAUACCAAGCGUUCAGUCAUAUUCUUGUCUACCCUACGGGAACAUUAUUUACCAUUUAACAGUAGUUUUUACUUCUAUUGCUAACCCAUUAGCAUGUUUUUUGGCAGUUUUCUUACAACAUACAUCAGUUAAAUUAAUAUUAAUUCUGUGUGGAAUUGCAAGUGUCAUUGCCAGUUAUUGUUUAUCAACGGCAAUUUUAAGUCCAGAACCCCCUUUAUUUGAUACACUGGGUGGUGGAAUUAUUAUUGUAAUUGCAUGGGCUAUACUCGUGGGACUCGUUAGUUAUAUCAAACUGUCAAUAACUGCUGUAAUGAGAUUGCAAGCCGGAAAAUCUUUAGUAUUGACAGGCGCAAUAUCUCAAGCUGGUUCUGCUGUUGGAUCAAUUUGUAUAUUCUUUUUAAUCAACUACACACAAAUAUUUGUAUCAUAUGAGCCCUGUUAAUUUUUAAAUUCAAUAAGAAAACUGGAACUAUUACAAAUUAAAAUAGUUAGUAAAUUUUAAAUUAUUUUAUUUUAUAAAAUAAAAAUUUUGCAAAUGAAUGAUAAAUGGUGAUUAAAUGUAAUUAAUAAUUAUAAAAUGAUAGAUAAAAUGUUGAUUUAUCAAGUUUUAAGUUAUUUUAUCUGCAAAAACAUUUGUAAAGUUUUUACUAAAUGUACAAAAACUUUCAUUAGCCAAAUUAUAGGACUCAAUAGACCUUUUUUAAUUAUAAUCAUUGUAAAAGUAAACUUUAAGUGUGUUGAAGAAUACACAAAAUUCGAGAACAAAGUAAGCAGAAAAAGAGAAUUCACAUAAGAUCAAUUCCAAAUAAAAAACGACAAAUAAAAUUAGAAUAAAAACCUUAAAAGUUAAGUUAUAAAAUAAUGAGAAUUUAGAUUUUUUUAAGUAAAUAUAAAAAAAACAACUUCUUUAAGGGAUUGGAAAAAUUUCGAAACAAAAAAAGAAAAAAGUUCUUUGAAAUUACUUUAUUAGGUGAUGGAGUACGCAACCGAAAACAUUCGCGGAAAUAGGAACCAUUAAAAAAUCUAAAAUUCUAUUUUCUCAAAAAUAUUAUAGCAAAUUUAUUGAUUAUUAUUCGUUAUGUAGUUUUAAUUUAAAAAAAAUAAUGUAAUUAUUAAAUUAAUAUAGAUGAAUUUUUACAUAAAAAUUUAAAAUCAUUAUUGUUAUUUACAUAGUUUUCAAAUUUUUACAAUAUACUCAAAUUAGGUCAAGUGAAAUUUUAAUAUUUAAGUUUUUUUUAUAAAUAAAUUAAGUAUUUUUUUUUAAUUUUUGUUAAAAAGAGUUGUA
Messenger RNA from Condylostylus longicornis, 2669 nucleotides. RefSeq names its product solute carrier family 52, riboflavin transporter, member 3-A. Gene Ontology annotation, biological process: riboflavin transport. The record is from RefSeq and is a predicted model, not a curated record. Gene Ontology annotation, molecular function: riboflavin transmembrane transporter activity. Bases 306 to 1826 code for a protein of 506 amino acids. The transcript is spliced from 6 exons. Gene Ontology annotation, cellular component: plasma membrane. Lineage: Eukaryota; Metazoa; Arthropoda; Insecta; Diptera; Dolichopodidae.